Messenger RNA from Megalops cyprinoides (Indo-Pacific tarpon), 1648 nucleotides. RefSeq names its product homeobox protein PKNOX2-like. Gene Ontology annotation, biological process: regulation of transcription by RNA polymerase II. NCBI's taxonomy places the organism in Eukaryota, Metazoa, Chordata, Actinopteri, Elopiformes, Megalopidae. The transcript has 12 exons. The record is from RefSeq and is a predicted model, not a curated record. Gene Ontology annotation, molecular function: DNA-binding transcription factor activity, RNA polymerase II-specific; RNA polymerase II cis-regulatory region sequence-specific DNA binding. Bases 184 to 1632 code for a protein of 482 amino acids.
GUGAACGUCACUGGUUGUGCUGGGGAGUAUAGGCUCUGUUGUCUGGCCAGUGUCAGUCUGAUGAAGAUUGGCAUUCAGACACUUUCAGGUGGAUGAGAGGAAGAGAUAAGGUGGAGAAGACAAAGGCCAUUAAAAUCUUCUGUUCUGAUGAUGAACUAACCAGUCUCAAUGUGAAGCUAUCCCAUGAUGCAACAUGUGUCCCCAGCACCUGCACUGACUAUGAUGGCCACUCAGAGUGUCCCUCCACCAUCAUACCAGGAGAGUCAACAGAUGACAGGCACCACUCAGUCCAGCUCCAAGGCCCAGGCGGUCCAUAUCCCAGCAGCCCCGGCACCGGGGGCCGCCCCGGUCAGUGUGACCCUCGACCCCCAGGCCCAGCUGGAGUCAGACAAGCAAGCUGUUUACAGACACCCCCUGUUCCCGCUGCUGGCCCUGCUGUUUGAGAAGUGCGAGCAGGCCACGCAGGGGUCAGAGUGCAUCACCUCUGCCAGUUUCGACGUUGACAUCGAGAACUUCGUCCACCAACAAGAGCAGGACCACAAGCCUUUUUUCAGCGAGGACCCCGAGCUGGACAACCUGAUGGUGAAGGCCAUCCAGGUGCUGCGGAUUCACCUGCUGGAGCUGGAGAAGGUCAACGAGCUCUGCAAAGACUUCUGCAACCGCUACAUCACCUGCCUUAAGACCAAGAUGCACAGCGACAACCUGCUGAGGAACGACCUGGGUGGCCCCUACUCCCCCUCGCACACCUCCCUCAGCUUGCAACAGGACAUGAUGCAAACCUCCUCUCCUUCAAUGACGACAGUCUCCAGCUCUGUCAACCCCGCGGGCAUCACGGUCCCCGCCAGCACCCUGCACCAAGGGAGUGUUGCCAUGACCACCAUCAACUCACAAGUGGUACCAGGCGGAACCUUGUAUCAGCCUGUUACCAUGGUGACCUCUCAGGGGCAGGUUCUAACCCAGGCGUUACCCCAGGGAACCAUUCAGAUCCAAAAUGCACAGGUAAACCUGGACCUGUCUUCCCUUCUGGAGGGCGACGAUAAGAAGUCGAAAAACAAGAGGGGGGUCCUCCCAAAACAGGCCACCAACAUCAUGCGCUCCUGGCUCUUCCAGCACCUCAUGCACCCAUACCCCACAGAGGAUGAGAAGAGACAGAUUGCUGCACAAACAAACCUCACCUUGCUACAGGUCAACAACUGGUUCAUUAAUGCUCGCAGGCGGAUCCUCCAGCCCAUGCUGGACGCCAGUAACCCGGACCCCGCGCCCAAGGCCAAGAAGAUGAAGUCCCAGCACCGCCCCACGCAGCGCUUCUGGCCGGACUCCAUUGCAAGCGGCGUCCUUCAGACGCAUGGAGAGCAUCCCACCAGCAACUCAGAUGGCUCGUUGGCGGGGGACAGCUUGCAGCCGCUGUCCUCGGACUCGGCCACCCUGGCCAUGCAGCAGGCCAUGCUCGGGGGGGCCGACGACUCGCUGGACGGGACGGAAGAGGAGGAGGAGGAAGAGGAGGAGGAAGAAGAGGAGGAGGAAGAGGAAGAGAUGGAGGCAGAGGACAGAGAGGGAGAGGGAGUGGGAGAGAGGCAGCUGAGAAACCCGGGCAUGAGAGUCAUGGGCAGGGAACACAGAGAAGGAGUGUAGGGAUGGAGAGAAAAAA